This is a messenger RNA of Struthio camelus australis, 5180 nucleotides long. RefSeq names its product gamma-aminobutyric acid type A receptor subunit delta (gene GABRD). The record is from RefSeq and is a predicted model, not a curated record. Gene Ontology annotation, molecular function: chloride channel activity; neurotransmitter receptor activity; GABA-A receptor activity. Gene Ontology annotation, biological process: chloride transmembrane transport; signal transduction; regulation of membrane potential. Lineage: Eukaryota; Metazoa; Chordata; Aves; Struthioniformes; Struthionidae. Gene Ontology annotation, cellular component: neuron projection; GABA-A receptor complex; plasma membrane.
UGCUUCCAACACACAACGACAGCCAACUCCUGCAGUCCCCUUGUCCUUUUCUUUGCCGAAUAAACCUUCCAUUAAUUUACUCCAAGCAGCCUACGGACUGCCUCCACCCUAUGGCUAAAUCCCCUUUGCCCUUAGAUCGGGCUGCAUCUGCCUUUUUCUCCUUGUCGUUAUUAUUUGCACAGGACACGUCCAGUAUCUCAGGAACACUUGUAGUUUGCUUCCUCCCGCGCUCGGUGGGAUCAAAUCUGCAAUUUUCAGAGGUUAUUUUCGGCAACGAGCUUUGCACUCAGGAAGAUCGGCUGGAGGAAGAGCGAAGCGCUUCUGAAAGCAGCACAAGGGCAUGCCAAACCGGGGCAGCAGAGCUGGCUUCUGCUUCACUUCUGCUGCCCUUUGCGGGAGUGAGCCAGGGGAGCUCAGCUGAGGUGUCACCCCGCAGAGGAGGAGACCUGACCUACUACCUGCUCCGCAUCUCUGUCUGCCUGCAUGGCUCACAGGCACUGGAAAGACUGCGGGGGUUGCUGCUGCUGAGCAACAAUACAUUGCUUUAAACUAAACCUCAACUUACCACAGCAAGGAUGGCAACACAACUGGAGCUUUGGAGCUGCCAAGAGAGCCGCGGAACCUGGGUUUUGUUUGCCACUAUCUAAUAAAUGGGAGUAAAAUGGAAUUUCUUACCUGGCUUUUUCCUGCCUUGGUUCUACUGUGCACCCAACAGCACAGGUGUAUCAGAGCUAUGAAUGACAUUGGAGAUUACAUAGGUUCGAACAUCGAAAUAUCCUGGUUGCCGAACCUGGAUGAUUUGAUGAAAGGGUAUGCACGUAAUUUCAGGCCUGGGAUUGGAGGUCCUCCUGUUAAUGUUGCUCUUGCAAUUGAAGUAGCCAGCAUUGACCACAUCUCAGAAGUUAACAUGGAAUAUACCAUGACAGUGUUUUUGCACCAGAGCUGGCGAGACGACCGUCUGUCUUAUAACCACACCAAUGAAACUUUGGGCUUAGACAGCCGGUUUGUGGACAAGCUCUGGUUGCCAGAUACUUUCAUAGUAAAUGCCAAGUCUGCCUGGUUCCAUGAUGUGACUGUGGAAAACAAACUUAUCAGGCUCCAGCCAGAUGGAGUCAUUUUAUAUAGCAUCAGGAUUACCUCAACAGUGGCCUGUGACAUGGACCUUUCCAAGUAUCCAAUGGAUGAACAAGAAUGCAUGCUGGAUUUGGAGAGCUAUGGCUACUCUUCAGAGGAUAUUGUCUACCACUGGUCAGAAAACCAGGAGGAGAUCCAUGGGCUGGAUAAGCUGCAGCUUGCUCAAUUCACAAUCACCAAUUACCGGUUCACAACAGAAAUGAUGAACUUUAAAUCUGCAGGUCAGUUUCCCAGGCUCAGUCUCCACUUCCACCUUCGGCGAAAUCGAGGCGUUUACAUCAUUCAGUCUUAUGUUCCUUCUAUCUUACUAGUGGCUAUGUCAUGGGUAUCCUUCUGGAUCAGUCAGUCAGCUGUGCCCGCCAGAGUGUCAUUAGGUAUAACUACAGUUCUUACUAUGACUACACUGAUGGUCAGUGCCCGAUCUUCACUUCCACGAGCAUCUGCCAUCAAGGCACUUGAUGUUUACUUCUGGAUUUGCUAUGUGUUUGUCUUUGCUGCACUGGUGGAAUAUGCAUUUGCACAUUUCAAUGCUGACUACAUGAAAAAGCAAAAGAACAAGAUAAAGGCGAGAAGGCGGAGUGGAGAGAUAAAUGUGAAGAAUGCCAUUGUUCUGUUUUCCCUUUCCAUAGCUGGUGUGAACCAGGAACUAGCCAUUUCCAACAGGCAGCAUCGAAUUCCCAGAAGCCUGCCUGGAUCAUAUGGCACAGUAGAAAUAGAAACUGGAGAGACAAAGCAGCAGCAUGAAAUGAAACUGGAUAAGAAGAGUGGUCUGAAGUCCCUCUUUAAGCCUAUUGAUGCUGAUACCAUUGACAUAUACGCCAGAGCAGUGUUUCCAGCAGCCUUUGCAGCAGUCAACGUUAUAUACUGGGUUGCUUACACAAUGUAAAAAAAAACAAAACAAAACAAAAAAAGGUUCUGUGAAGACCUGCAGAUUGAACAAUAUCUACAUACUACACAGCCCUUGCUGAAACUGUAUUGGUCCAUCUCUUCUCAAAGUGUUUCCCAAUGAGCUUGAGACACUUGCAAAGUGAAGGAACUCCUACAACUGAUUACUACUAAAAGCAAAAGAAGAAACAAUUCAUUAUCAAUUUGAUUUAAUAUAUUAAUUACUGUACUCUGUCAAACAAUCUCAGCUCCUUUUGUUUGUUGUCUUAGUGUGAGACAAUUUAUCAUAUGUACAUAUUGGCAGCAAAAGUGCAAAUCCUAAAUUAUUAUGUUUUUCCUCCAUUUUAAGGACUAGUCAGUAAUGAAGACUUAUUUCUUCACACUCAUAUAAUUUUGGUUUUUUUACAGAGCAGCUAAUUACUCAUUUCCACACAAGAGUGAUUUUCUGUACCUGGCCUUCUGUGGGAUGGUCCAGGUUUAACAGUAGUGAUAAAGUUGGAUAUUUUAGUCAUAAAAAUCUCAUUAUCCAAGUAAAAGGGAACAAGAGGUGGGUAGAGGAUUUUUUUAAAAAUUAUUAUUUGUCUUUGAUAAAGCAUUUAAAACAUUUCCGUACUCUUAGUCACAGCAUGAAAUAAAAUAUACAUAUAAUACAAAUGCAUAUAUACAAAUAGAAUUCUAGUGAAUUUCUAAUAAUGACUGUAUUACAUUUCAGAUACAAGCUAAGGAAAACUUAAAACACUUAAACAUAGCAAUGUUUAUUAGUUUAGCAGGCCCAAAAUAGACAAGUGCUUCAGAAACACAAAGAAAGCUCAAGCUUCCUAUGUUGGAAAGGCAAACAUUUUUAAAAGUGCUUGAUAACAAAAGUACUCCAUUUUCAGGAAGGACUUUAGAAUUCCAUCUGUUAAUUUUCAGUGAAAAUCAGAUACGUGACUACCAUUUGUGCCUCUGAAAAAUCUCCUUUUUGCAUCUGGCCCUAAAUAGCUGAGGGAAGUCCAAAAAUGUCAUACGUGGCUUUAAUCUACUCUAGAUGCUUUGAAAAUUUUUGCCAUUUUUGUUCAGAGGCUGACCUAAUAGGUAUGUUAGGCCGUUUCACUUCCAUGAUUUGAUAAUGAAAUUUGUGGAUACUCGCACACAUUCCUUAAUUUAAGACUAGAUCCUAUCACCCAACUCACAAAAAGUAACUUUGUUCUGUAAAUAAUUCCAGUGACCUCAGCAGAUGAAGGCAGGGUUCACAACAAACAAAAUUUUCAUAAUUCAUCUCUAAAAAAUUCCACAACAAAUAUAUUGGGAUAUAGGUGCAAACAACUGAAAUAUUGUUAGUACAGGAAAUCAAUACAAGAAGCUUCAAAAGGGGGAUUUUUUUGAGGAUUGUGGUGCCUAGAAAGUGAAAGGUUGUUACGAAUAUACAGACUGACACAAAAAGUGUGAGAGGGAGGGAAGGAGGGAGACAAAGGAAGUGGCUGAAAGUUGGAACCAGGGAGAGCAUGGGGAGAUGCAACAUUAAACAAGAAAAGAUUUAGGAGAGCUCUGCUGGGCUUUGAAGAUGGGGAUCUUGAACUUAGUGACUGAUGCUUAAUAGCUGCAAUUGCAGUAAGGAUGAAGGAUGAAGCACUUGAGCACAGUGCACACUGAUCAGUGUGUGCAGAUUCCUCCUGCCUUACUUCCCUGCAACACGUGGUUUGAUUUCACACAACCAGCACUGAAAGAUAGAGCAUUGUUACACAGAUUUAUAACUUAAAAUAGUUCUUUUCCAACUCCAACUCAGUAAGUGCAUCCAAAUAGUACUUACAUGUUUGUAUUUACUACACUUUACGAGACUCUUCUAUACUAAAUAAAAGCAAGGUAUCACACAACUUUCAGCUUAUCCAGGAAGCUCAUGAAAUUUCACAUUCCUUUAAUAUGUGUAGGUAAUCCAGGUUGUCAUCUUCCUUCUGCUUUUCCUCCUUCUAUUUUAUUUUUCUUAGUGAUUGUUCCCGAUGUUGUCAAAAUGCUACAUUACAGAAAUAUACAAAUUUUUACUAAGUGCAUUUUGGUCAUAAUUGUCUUCUCCCAUAGGAAAUUCAAUAGCCUCUGAGUUGCAACCCUUUCUUGUCCUCUCCUGAAUCAUGGAUGAUUCAAUGAUUCAACUGAUGAUUCAAUCGAUGAUUAAGUGCAGAAUGGAAUACAGAAGAAGCAUAGCUUUACAAUGACUUUUUCUAAGUUGCUUUUUCUACAAUCUUGGGCCAGGUCCUUGACAUAUCUUAAAUCUCUUUUCUACCUCUUAUUUUUCCUUAAAACUGAGCUGUUUCAAUUUACACCUAAUCUAAUUCUUGCCUGGUCUCAGGAGCAAAGGAAGUGAAAAGGUAACUUUUGGAUGAUGACAGUUUCUUAUCUGUCUACCCAUAGGUAAGCAAGAAAGCAGGCAAAUCUGAAACAUUCUGCUCAGCACUUUGAAGAGUAUCACAACAACAGCACACUGGAGGAAGGCCAUAAUGCCUUCCUCUUCUCUUUAACAUUCAUGUAAAUUAGAAAUAAUCCUUGUUUUAAAGUCAGUGGAGAACUAUGGCUUUGAGAGCAGAGUCUAACCUUUUUGUAUCCCCUGGUUUCUCUAGCUACUAGUUUAACACGCCGCCUGUCAGAGUCAGAAUCUGUUCCUAAGAGUGAAAUUAUGGGCUGAAUCUAGUGGAAGAAAUACUUGCAGCAAGCUCCAUUGGAGUGUAUAUCAUAAGAAAUCCCCUUGAUUUAGGAUUAAAGUUAUUAAGGAACGGAGAACAAAGCACUGACCUAGUCCCUCUAGUGUGCAAUUGCUGGUUAUUCAGAGUAAUUAGCAAGAAGGCGGCUGCAAAUAUUAUAAAGGCAGUGUCUAAUCUAAUUACUUCAGCAGUAAUACUUUGUAAUUGUAAACCUGAUAUAACUCCUUACCCUGAAGCCAGCUGAGCAAUCACAGUGAGUUACUGGACAAAAUUAGUUGAUUCUCCAUCUGGAAGAUACUCACAGGCUGCAUGCCCUGUUGACUUCUUCAGAUUUAUUCAAUGAAAUUUCUAUAGUUUGACUGCAAGUCUUUGAGUUGCAUAGCUCAGUUGCGACUGACCAAGUAAAAGGUGGCAGCAAUCUUUCCUUCAGAAAUCUAAGGCACUGAAUCAGCCAGGAGACAUUAUGCUAGGCCAUUACAAUGUUAUAGA